Molecule: messenger RNA, 1411 nt
Organism: Annulohypoxylon maeteangense
Lineage: Eukaryota; Fungi; Ascomycota; Sordariomycetes; Xylariales; Hypoxylaceae
Product: mitochondrial carrier
Exons: 2
Coding region: 265-1257 (330 amino acids)
Biological process (GO): mitochondrial L-ornithine transmembrane transport
Molecular function (GO): L-ornithine transmembrane transporter activity
Source: RefSeq, a predicted model, not a curated record
GUGACUCUCGGCCGCGUUCCGUAUAAGAAAAAAAUACCGCGAACUAGCUCCACUCCUCAGCAUCAAGUUCACUUAUGACAGUAUCGACAUGUUCUAGCAGUAGUCCAACCUGGGUUUCGUCGCGAUUAUUUACUACUGUCGUGUGUGAUUGUCAACUCUCGAACAUCUCUAAUCAGUUCUAGAAGCCAGAUUUUCGAGUUCUAGGCCAUAAUACACAGUCACACUUUCUAUCUAUCUACCCUCUUGGACAUCUAACCUGCGAACAUGGCAACCACGGGAGUAGAGACCAUGGCGACGAAACCCUCACAAACUCCCAUUCGGGAGAAAUCAGCUAUAAUGCAAUCUGUAGAGGAUAUUCUUUAUGGAUCUAUUGCCGGUAUCGUGGGUAAAUAUAUCGAAUAUCCUUUCGACACCGUCAAGGUCAGAUUACAAUCUCAACCUGACCACCUCCCCCUCCGCUAUACCGGGCCGCUCGAUUGCUUUCGACAAUCCUUUAGGGCCGAUGGGUUUCUGGGACUCUAUCGUGGAAUAAGCGCGCCGCUCUUCGGAGCGGCGGCCGAGACAAGCAGCCUUUUCUUCUUUGAGCGCAUAGGCCGGGAGGCGGUUUAUGCAUCUGGAUAUUAUUCGCGAGACCGAAUACUCCCACUUUCGGCGCUGUGGUUUACAGGCGCAUUCGCUGGAGCCUUUACCUCCGUCGUCCUCACCCCCAUCGAACUCGUAAAAUGUAAGAUCCAAGUACCCGCAACUACCGAUGGAUCGACGCCAAAACCUCCGACUGUAACAUCUGUCAUCCGAGAGGUAUAUAAGCACGAAGGCGUAAAGGGUUUCUGGCGCGGACAGCUGGGUACAUUCUUCCGGGAAUCUGGUGGCUGCGCAGCUUGGUUUGGCUCUAAAGAGACGGUAACCAAGAUGUUUUAUCUUCUCAAUGAAAAGAAUGCCAAGUCGCAACUAGAAAAGGAUGCAUUGGCAACAGAAGCCUUGCCAAUAUGGCAGCAAGCCGUAGCUGGCGCCUCUGCUGGCAUGUCGUACAACUUCUUAUUCUUCCCGGCCGAUACCAUCAAAUCUCGCAUGCAGACUUCGCCUGUUGGUGGCUCUGGUCAAAACAGCACUUUUUGGCAAGAAGGCAAGGCUCUAUGGAACCAGCAUGGACUAAAGGGACUAUAUCGUGGAUGUGGGAUCACGGUGUUACGAUCGGCGCCCAGCUCGGCCUUCAUUUUUAUCGUUUUUGACAGCCUAAAACGAUACCUACCGAUGUAGACGGUACUGCUCAUGAUGACCUUUGGAUGAGAUACCAAAAAUGCAUUGAUUUGGGAUAGAGGGGAAUGAAUAUAUUAAGCGAGGUACUGGCGUUCGACAUCUCAUCUGUCUUUGUCAUUUAUACUUGAUUUAUUAUAGAUCUACGGAGUUAUGA